GCGAGCCAGGGGAGAGAGGCAGCAUCGGUCCCGCGCCAACUGGCCAGUCUGGCUGGCCGCAGCCCUAGUGGCUAGUGCAGUACCGCCUCCGGGACCGCGACCCGGGGGAAUUGGUUCCACUUCCACCCAUCCCCGUGUGUUUCCGAUUCCCCCCGUUCGGGAGCAGAGCAUCCGCGCGCGAUGGCCAAAGAUGGUGGCUUCGCCAAGGCGCUGCUGCUCCACGUCGCCGCGCUGUCGACGGCCGGCGCCUUCGCGGCCGCCGCUGCCGCCCUGGCGCGGCGCCGGCUGUGGGGAGGAGACAGGCGGAAGAAGCAGCUGCCGGCGCCGGCCAUGGCCGAGAUGCCCCGGCUCCAGCUGGCGGAGUCCGGCCGCCUGGAGUACCUCGAGAAGUUCUCGCACUACGUGGCUAGGCAGCUGGGUUUCCAGGACGUGAGCGAGUGCCCACAGCUCUGCAGGCUGGCGAACAACUACCUCAGCAGCAGCAAGACAUGCAUGGAGGACAUCUACGGGUUCUUCGCCGGCGCCAAGGACGACGCCGCCGAGUGCCUGCUUUAUGUCAAGCUCAUAGAGGAGCUGGACAGAUGCAUCCUCGGAUAUUUUGCGUUCCACUGGGACCAUGCCACCUACCUCAUCACCUCGGCCUUGACCGCGGACACCGGCAGCAAAAGGAAGCUCAGGAACAUGGUCUUGGAAGCAACAAGGAAGCAGCGUUUCGAGCGCGUGACGCGUGACCUGAAGGUGACGCGGGUGUUCUCGACGCUGGUGGAGGAGAUGAAGGCGAUCGGCAUCAUAGCGGCGGGCGGCGAGGCGUCGCAGUGCACGGACGUGAUGGCCCCCGUGGCGCACUCGGAGCGCAGCCCGGUGCUGCUGCUGAUGGGCGGCGGGAUGGGCGCCGGCAAGAGCACGGUGCUCAAGGAGCUGAAGCAGGAGGCGUUCUGGACCAACGCGGAGGCCAACGCCGUGGUGGUGGAGGCGGACGCGUUCAAGGAGGCGGACGUCAUCUACCGCGCCAUCAGCUCCAUGGGCCACCACAACGACAUGCUCCAGACGGCAGAGCUGGUCCACCAGUCGUCGACGGACGCGGCGUCGUCGCUGCUGGUGACGGCGCUGAACGAGGGGCGGGACGUCAUCCUGGACGGCACGCUGUCCUGGGAGCCCUUCGUGGAGCAGACCAUCGCCAUGGCGCGCGCCGUGCACCGCCAGCGCUACCGCAUGGGCGUCGGCUACAAGGUGGCCGACGACGGCACCGUCACCGAGAACUACUGGGAGCCCGCGAGCGACGACGCCACCGAGCAACCCCCGCGGAGGCCCUACCGCAUCGAGGUGGUCGGGGUCGUCUGCGACGCCUACCUCGCCGUGGCGAGGGGCAUCCGGAGGGCCAUCAUCACCCGGCGGGCCGUCAGGGUCAGGUCCCAGCUGCAGUCGCACAAGCGCUUCGCCGCCGCGUUCCAGCGGUACAGCCGCCUCGUGGACGGCGCCAGGCUCUACAGCACCAACUCCAUGGGCUCCGCCAAGCUCAUCGCGUGGAAGGACGGGAUCGGAAACAGCCUGCUGGUGGAGCCCCGGGAGUUCGACUGCCUGGAGAAGGUGAGCGGGCUCAACGAGCACGCCACCUCCGUCCACGACCUCUACCCCGACGGCACCACCACCUGCGGAUCGCGCUCCAUCUGGGAGGACAUGAUCGUCUCCACGGCCCGUGCCGACACCCAGCGCGAGCUCAGGGAGGCCAUCCGCUCCGUCGAGUCCGGCGGCGGGCAGCCGGACACACCACCAACAACGCCCCAGCGCGAGCUCCUGGGCUUCAUCCGCUCCCUGGAGGCCGCCAACGCCGAGCCAGCUGCAGUUGACAAUGGUCUCUAAAUUUUAAACCAUAAGAUUUAAGAAUCGAAUCAGAUAAUCGGACCAUAUUUCUAUUUAUUUUUGAAACCAACAUUUAAUUGAGACUAUUUUAUUUU
Messenger RNA from Zea mays, 1955 nucleotides. RefSeq names its product P-loop containing nucleoside triphosphate hydrolase superfamily protein. Bases 181 to 1860 code for a protein of 559 amino acids. The record is from RefSeq and is marked validated. The transcript has 6 exons. Gene Ontology annotation, molecular function: kinase activity; ATP binding. Lineage: Eukaryota; Viridiplantae; Streptophyta; Magnoliopsida; Poales; Poaceae.